UAGCACAUUCAAAUAAUAAAGUGAUUAAGAAGAGAAAUGCAAAACACUCGGAUCACGAUACUAAUAAACCCACUGAUUUUGCCGCAUUGACAAUUAAAAUGAAAGAUGUUUGCAAGGAAGCUGCAAAAGCUGUACAGGAAACAAAGAAUAUUAAAGAAUUACCAGCAGAUCUGCAAGCGUUCUUGGAAUGGUUAAUAUCUGCGAACUCUCAAGAGACCUCCAAACCUGCGGAAUACAAAUUGAGACUUCAUGAUGAUUUACUGGAUGAAGAUUAUUUGGAGAAAUACGAUAAAACAGAUCACAUACUAGAUCUCGCCACGUCAAACGAGAAGGACAUACAUAUAGAUCCCAGAUCGGAAUGUUUGGGAACCAUACAUGCAAUUCAAACUCUAAUGGAACAGUAUAAUGAAAUGAAUGAUGAGAAUAAGAGCAAAAUGACUGGGGUAAAACAAUAUCUUGAAAGUCAACUAGAAUUUCUGAACAAACAACUAACUCUUUAUGAUAGUUUACCCAACCUUUAUUCAAACCAAGCACCCAUCAGAUUCAGAAGAGACAUCACCAAGAAUAACCAACACGACAAUCACGAAAGAAAUCAAAUUAAACACAGACUAAAUAGAAAACUAAGAAAAUACAUCAAAAGUUUCGGUAUCAAACAUACAAAGACUACAGUCAGUCAUUUCGAGGCAGCUCAGAUCACUGAGCCUAGUAAAGUUGAUAAAAACAAUAUAAACAAUUUAGUAGAGAAUGAAAACCACAUAAAUUCAGAAAGGCUAAAUAAAAAACCUGUAGAAUUUAAGAAAAAUGAAUUGAAACAUAUGAAUUCUGAAUCUAGUAACAUUAAUAUAGAUAAUGACGAAGACAAAAAUAAGAAUAAUGUAGAUUUCAAAAAUGUCGCCAAAACUGAUGAAGUGAAGAAAAAAUUACCAAAUGUUUAUUUUAAAGCCUUGAAUGAAGUUAAAUUGGAUGCUCAUGAGAGUGGUCAGAAAAACUAG
This is a messenger RNA of Achroia grisella, 992 nucleotides long. RefSeq lists its product as uncharacterized. Bases 99 to 992 code for a protein of 297 amino acids. Lineage: Eukaryota; Metazoa; Arthropoda; Insecta; Lepidoptera; Pyralidae. The record is from RefSeq and is a predicted model, not a curated record. The transcript has 6 exons.